Molecule: messenger RNA, 1072 nt
Organism: Rhodamnia argentea
Lineage: Eukaryota; Viridiplantae; Streptophyta; Magnoliopsida; Myrtales; Myrtaceae
Exons: 1
Coding region: 44-1072 (342 amino acids)
Source: RefSeq, a predicted model, not a curated record
CUUCUUAUGAAACCUAUCGAGUAUCCGAAGAUCAUACUUCAGGAUGUCCCCGAAACAAUUUGUUCUCGCGCUCCUGCUCUUGAUUUCUCUGACAUCGGCGCAGGCGACGACGUACAAAAUCAUCGACCAUUCCGCUAGAGUCCCCAGAGGAAACCUAUAUGCCGAUGAGUUGAGCAGCCUCUACAAAGCCCGUGUUCUAUUCAGCGCGACUGAAGAAGUUUUGAACAUCUUCAAUCAAAGGGAAGGCGAGGGCAAGAAGUACGAUACGGUAACUCUCCGCAUCGAGAGCUUUGCUCAGUCUCCACACGCUGUCGCCAGUACUAUAGACAACGUCAUUCGGUUGAACACACGUUAUCUCCAACGCUAUCGAGGAGACAUAAAAGAAGAGUUCGCCGGAGUGGUGUACCACGAGAUGACUCACGUUUGGCAAUGGACCGGCAACGGUAUGGCCCCUAGAGGACUUAUCAACGGCAUCGCUGAUUACGUGAGAUUGAAAGGCGGGUACGCAUCCAAAGGAUGGCCGAGGAAGGGGUCAGGAUCAAGAUGGGACGAUGGUUAUGCAGUCACGGCUUAUUUCCUCGACUACUGCAAUGGCCUUAAGCACGGGUUUGUUGCUGAUCUUAACGCUCUCAUGAAAGAUUCCUACUCCGAGGCGUUCUUCAUCCAGUUGCUUGGAAAGUCUGUGCACGAGCUGUGGCGCGACUAUAAACUUGCUUACGGUACCAGAAGAAACCCCAGCAGCGGGGAGGGCUAUCAGAAGCCAUACACACGUACCCGCCCCUUCGACUAUUCUGUCCCGUGGAAGACAGAUGACGUGCCAAAGCGCAACGACCCGGAGAAUGAUAAUUAUUUUCGCAUAGGGGCCAAUGAAGUCGUACUUGACACUAACUUUCGACAAAAUGAGAAUGCAGAGAGCGCGGAAGACUUGGCUUGGCCUGCUGAGCUCGCGGCGAAGAUAAAAAAGAACAGGGCACUGAAUCCUUCCAUCAAUUCAAGGAAACUAGACCCGAAUUGGCAGAGAACAAAAGGUAGGACGUCCAGAUCGGAUAUAGACAAGCCGGUGACCAACUGA